AUGGCCCCGUGGCGUUCGCUUCGCCUGAGCAACCGUUACAUCAGCCAGCACGUGCUCCUCCUGCUGCGUUUCUACCUGGCGCAGUUCCAUUACCUGGGAUUGAUGCGCAUCCGCUACGAGGAGACCCGCAACGAGAUGCGUUUGACCUACUACAGUGUCACCGUUUCGAGGAUGAUUGGCCUUUGGUGCGCCUUCUUCUUCACUUUGGCCCUUCUGGACCCGUAUCCCCUGAUGCUUCACAUCCAACUGCUGGGAUUCAUCUGCUGCCUGUUGGUCCAGCCAAGAAGUGUGAUUGAGGAGCGAACGAGGCUGGUGAAUCAAAUCCUGCGACUUUCACCGCAACUCUACCGGGUGACUAGACGAAAGAUGCGAUUGUCCUGGUCGCUGGUCCUCCAGUUGCUGGUCAAGUUGCUUACCUUUCGGUUGUUCUACGAGGGUCUCCUGGGUCCCAGGGACACCAGCUGGAAGUUGCUCUUCAUUGUGUUCUUCGUGGUGCCCGUUUCAUUGGCCAUCUGGGUAAUGGAUGUCUCCUCGCAUCUGAUUGGCAUUGUACUCUCAAUUCUGCUCAAAUCCUUUGAGAUGGUGAACAUCGAAAUGGCAGCCAUUGAUGAGAAGCUCUGCCUGGAGAUCCUGCGAUCGGAUUUUGGAGCAAUACGAAGGUUGAAGAAGCGCCAUCUUUUCCUACAGCGACUCCAUCGAUCCUAUGUUCAGGUGACCCAGGAAAUGAUCGACUGCCUGAGUCCCCAGUUGAUUUUGAUCGUUCUCUACAACCUGAGCACCAUCUACACCUUUUCAAGUGGCGAGUGGCGAAGGAUCCUGCAGAUCGGGGUGAUCGUUAAUAAUCUGCGAUCCCUCCUGCACACCCUGGAUGAACUGGUGGUCAACUCUGGUGCUCCGCAGAACACCUCCUGGAUGCACUUGGCCCAGUUACUUCAGUUUGAGGAGAUCCUGGCCACUCAUGGCUGGUUGGAACGGAAGGACUUCCGAUGGAGGGUCCAGGAUACGGACACUUUUGGUCAGGAUGUGAGGCGAUGUUGCUUUCAAAAGAGUCUAUUGGUCCUUGGAUUGGUUACCCCCAAUAGAAGACUCCUCUUUCGCAUUGCCUUCGCCUUCUGCAGCCUUUUGCAUCUUCAUUACAUGCUGAUGAAAUCAGCUUUGGUGGUAGAGAAGGAAAUCUUUAUCGGCUCCGAAUUCAGAUUAAAACCUAAUCAUAUUAGCUAUUAA
Molecule: messenger RNA, 1224 nt
Organism: Drosophila takahashii
Lineage: Eukaryota; Metazoa; Arthropoda; Insecta; Diptera; Drosophilidae
Gene: Grl58a
Product: Gustatory receptor-like 58a
Source: RefSeq, a predicted model, not a curated record